AUGGUGACUGAAUUGUUAUCCGUCGACAAAGAUCUUAUUCGUGUCAAAGGGAGGGAGGGCUUCAUUGUUCUUCAUUUUGUUGCUCUCCAAGGAAAUGUUGAUCUUCUAUCUCGGUUUCUCGAUCUUUGUCCCGAAUGUGUCUUUGAUUUGAGUACUCGGAAACAAACGGCACUGCAUAUUGCUGCAGAAUACAACAGUUUUGAAGCUUUUGAAGCUAUGGUGGAAUGGAUUCAAAGAAAGUUGGUAAACACUAAACGAGUUCUGAAAAGUAAAAUCUUGAACUCACAGGAUAAGGAUGGAAACACUGCAUUGCACUUGGCUGCAGCAAAUAACCAACAACAGAUGAUCAAGCUGUUGAUGAGCUGCAAGGAAACGGACAAGAACAAGUCCAAUGAAGGCGGUUUGACAGCAUCAGAUGUCUUGCAAAGACAAACUGAAGACGACGACAAUGAGAUGUUGGGAAUUCUCAAGAGCCAUCCCGGCAUUUCUCAAAGGAACAAGUCAUGGUUUGACACACAAUGGUGUCGGAUUACGUCCGAGAGAUGA
Hibiscus syriacus is the source of this 546-nucleotide messenger RNA. Its product is annotated as ankyrin repeat-containing protein BDA1-like. The transcript is spliced from 2 exons. The record is from RefSeq and is a predicted model, not a curated record. Gene Ontology annotation, molecular function: protein binding. Bases 1 to 546 code for a protein of 181 amino acids. NCBI's taxonomy places the organism in Eukaryota, Viridiplantae, Streptophyta, Magnoliopsida, Malvales, Malvaceae.